ACAGCACUCGGAGACAGCAGGAGAUGCUUUUCAGGAGGUAAGUGCCCGCCAUAUUAAAUAUGGAUGCGUGACGCGUUGCCGUUCCGACAGUGAUUUUAACGUUAUUUCCGAUGGAAUUUUUCUGACUUGAAUGAAUGACAUAAGGUAACGAAUUAACGUUAUCAAAAACGUAAAGGUCGCCAGGUCAGAGGUUAGCCAUCGGACUGACAGCAAGAUGAGAUUUAAUAACAAUAUGUAAAUAAAUAAAUAACUUUUAAAACGGUUAGACCCAAGUCUUUCCUUAGAUCGAAUAGUUUAACAACUUUCAAUAUAUCAUUUUAAUUAAAAAAAUAUUUGUGUGUGCGUUAUAUCAACUGAUAAAAUUAAACUAAACGAGAGCAAUAAAAUAAUGUCUAAAGAGUAGUGGCCACCCCGUGCCAUCAUUCCGACGGUAUUGUGGUUGAAUCCUUUAUAUUACCUUCGCUUUUGUUCGUGUGUUUUUGGCUGGGUGGCAAAAAUCUUCGGACUGCUAACUGACCCACUUCCCGUCACCCUAUAGAACUGAAACUUGGCACAUAGACUCGUUGCCGACGACAGCACAUCAUCCCAAAUUUUCAGCCCCACACUACCCCCCCCUCCCCACCACCCCAUUUGUUCCCCCCUGUUCUUCAAGGGGUAGAUUAAAAACUACGAUGACACUGAAAUAAAACACUGAUUUCACGAAAUAAAAUUCCCGAUAACUGCGCUAAAUGAGAUUCUUAAAAAAAUAAAAUAAAUAUCGCAAUUGCGUUUGGUGCGUAAUAUUUUCUUGUUUUUCUGAAAUAGUUGGUGAAAUAAAUCUGCAGUGUAAAAGCCGGUGAUACAUUAGAAAAUUAAUAUAAAAUGAAAUUUAAAAAAAAAUGCAUAUAAAGGAUUUAUACGAAAUCUUUGUUUUUAAGGGCUUUUACAUUUGGGGUUCUAAAUCUGUGAACACCCUGUCACCCAGUAUGUCCCUAACUUAAUUCUCUGAGUUUUUCCUAAUAAGCCAUUUUACACAUUCCCCCCCCCCUUAACAUCCGUUAAAAAAUAAUAAAAUAACCAUUAAAAUGCAUACGCUUUCAGAAUCUAAUGUAAUAAUUUAUUAUAUGUCGUAGUAGAAUGGCAGUUUAAAAAAAAAUAUGUGCACAAUAUUUUAUAAUAGAAUGUAACUUACAAAAACGACAACAACCAUCCAACAAACACAAUUUGCCUAUUUAAAGUUAGAUUACUGUAUCCAUUCGUUGGGAAACAGGUUUUGCUUACAUUUAAUGUUCAACACUUACUUAUGUAAAGACUGAACUAAAAAUAGAAUUUAAACAAUGUUAAGAUCAAUGUGACUGAGAGUUAUAUUUUGUCAUGUUUGGUUAAGGUCAUUCAACCUGGAGAUCUUCAAGAUAUUCUUCGGCCGAUGGACCCUGAUUUCCAUCGUUUUCUCGGGAUGUUUCCUGUUCUUCCUGAUGUCCAUGUCCACGAGUCCCAAGACAAAAACAACAAGGGACGUACGAUUCAUCGUGAAACAGACCACAUCGAAAAAUUCAACCGACACCAAUACUUAUUCUUGGAAAAACGUUCAAGAUAUCAUAUUCCAACCCAAAGCGAGUUCAUCCCCUACACCGGAAAUUCCCAGUGAUCGCUUACUAUGGCAACAAGCUGGGUUCCCAGAAGGAGAUGCCAAUCCGAGCUUGGUGGCCAUCUUGGAUAUGUUUCAUUCGAAAAUGUCCCAGCGCGGUCGGAAGUUAGUGAACCCGCACAGCUAUAGAUACAUCCACAACGUGCCCAACGCUUGUGUUGGUCGGAAAGUGGAGCUCAUCGUCGGGGUCCCAACGCGAACGAGCAGCUUUGAAGCUCGUCAGGCCAUCCGUGAAUCCUGGGCCCAGUACGCUAAUGAUCCGUCAAACAACGCGGUGGUUCUGUUCUUUCUGGGGGUGCAGAGCGACAAGGCCGGCCAGGAGCAGAUCGACGCCGAGGCGCUAAAGUGCGGGGACAUCGUGCAGGAAGAUUUCGAGGACACCUACAGGAACCUGAGCUUGAAGAGCGUCGCGCUGGUCAAGUGGGUCAGCGUGUACUGUCCGGAGUCCACCUUCACGCUGAAAGCGGACGAUGAUAUGUACGUCAACAUGCCCCGCCUCCUGGUCCGGUUACGCCAGCAGUUAUCCCGCGGCCCGCUGUUCCUGCUGGGGGCCAUCCACCAGAACACGGCCCCGUUCCGCGACAAGAAGAACAAGUGGGCCGUCACCAGGGACGAGUACCCGGACAAGCUCUUCCCCAAUUAUCUCUCCGGAACCGCGUACGCCAUGACGAGUACCGCCGCAAUGAGACUCUACCUCGAGUCUCUCUACGUCAGUUUUCUAUUCCUCGAGGACGUCUAUCUGACCGGAUUGGUCGCCGACCAGGCCGCCGUGCCACGGGUCGCCGACUCGGACUUCAACUGGGCCAAGUACGAAGCCGACGGCUGCAAGUUCCGGGACAAAAUCAGCGGACAUAAAAACACCCCGGAAGAAAUUCGGAAAAUUCACAAGGAGUUGUUUGACCCCAAUUUGAGAUGCGCUGCGGGUUAAGUCCACACAGAUAAUGGGUUUAACCAAACAAUUCAUCAAGCUGGAGACAAUCGUGUUCGUUGUCGUGUUGUUAUCGAAGUGAUCUGAGCCUGAUUUUCCAAUCUUAAACGCCCGCUGCUUUGGAUAUCGUAUAGCUUUAUUUUUGUACAUCUAUUGUGGAGAAAGGGAUGAACAUUUAUGGAUAACUUAAUGGAUAUUGCAAUCUCGGGGACGUGGAUGCUGUGAAUAUUUUGGUAUAAGUUUAUCAAACUGUGAUUCUUCGAUGUACCAUGUACGCGGAUGUUCUGUACCGUAAAUAAACUGCUUGCUUUAAUUCAUGUUUUUAUUUAUAAUAUCCUGUAGCCCAGCGGUUCUCAACUUGUGGGUCGCGACCCCUUUGGGGAUCGCGAGACCAUUUCCCAGGGGUCGCCUAAGACCAUCUGAAAACACAUAUCCUUACAGCUAUGAAGUAGCAACGAAAAUAAUUGUGUGGCAAGGGGUCGCCACAACAUGAUUAAACUGUAUUAAAGGGUCGCGGCACUAGAAAGGUUGAGAACCACUGCUGUAGCCUAUUCAACGAAAUGUUUAAAAUGGAAAGUUGGAGAUUAAAUUACAUUUUUUAAAAUAUCUUUGGUAAUAAAAUGUGAAAGUAAAUAAUACUUAUCUGAACGUUGUCCAUUUUUAAAAAAAAGAAUUAAAAAAAAAAAGAAGUUGUGAUAAUCUGGAGCUAGAGCAGCGGUUCUCAACCUGUGGGUCGCGACCCUUUUGGGGGUCGCGGGACCCUUUUCCAGGGGUCGCCUAAGACCAUCUGAAAACACAUAUCCUUACAGCUAUGAAGUAGCAACGAAAAUAAUUGUGUGGCUGGGGGUCGCCACGACACUAGCAACUGUAUUUAAAGGGUCGCGGCACUAGGAAGGUUGAGAACCACUGAGCUAGAACAAGUUUACUUUCUAUGAGCUAUAUACGUUUAUUUUCUUGCAUUUUAUAAUAUUAUUAUUUUUUUCACUGGAUAUUUUCAGUUCACAGGAGAGGUCCUUAGUGCGAACUCUACUUUUUUGCUCCUUUCCCAAUUGCUCAAACCCAACAUAGUGGUUUCAAAAUUUUUGAGAGGUUCUCAAGCAAAUUUUCUUUAAUUAGGC
This is a messenger RNA of Lymnaea stagnalis (great pond snail), 3673 nucleotides long. The record is from the annotation of a GenBank genome assembly. Lineage: Eukaryota; Metazoa; Mollusca; Gastropoda; Lymnaeidae.